This is a messenger RNA of Blumeria graminis f. sp. triticale, 312 nucleotides long. The record is from the annotation of a GenBank genome assembly. Lineage: Eukaryota; Fungi; Ascomycota; Leotiomycetes; Helotiales; Erysiphaceae.
AUGUCCGACCUCGACCUCCCUGACUCCGAGGAAUUCAACGAAGUUUAUUUCACCAGGUUCGGGCCUAUCAACAGAAAGAUAUACCUCACGGAACUCAACAAUGAAGCCUCCCUCUACGCCUUAACCAGUUCUACUAGCAACUUCAAAACCAGAAAUCUCUUAAUCUGCUACGGUGAUCGUGAAUUUUUCGGCAUCAUGAUUGAUACUGGUGCUGCCAAGAAAUCCACUGUCGGACACAGCCAAUUCUUAGCCUUUCAGAAGAUCACCAACAUUCAACUCGACACUACAACUGCCGGAGCUGCGAAAAUCUAA